CAUUGCGUAGUGAUUAAUACUUAUUUGGUUAAUUCCCUGAACAUUUCUAUCCUAUAAUUUGAAAGGUUGUAGGUCACUGCAGCACCAUUGUAGGACCAAUGGAAAGGCACAACACAUCCUCUACAGAUUUCACCUUUCGGGGCCUGUUCAACAGCAAGAACUUCUCAGGUUUUCUUUUUGCCAUCAUCUCUGUCAUCUUUUUCACUGCUCUCAUGACCAAUGGGGCCAUGAUUUUCCUGAUCCGCACUGACUCCCGCCUUCACACCCCCAUGUACUUCCUUCUUAGUCACCUCUCCUUCAUCGACAUGAUGUACAUCUCCACCAUUGUGCCCAAGAUGCUUGUGGAUUACCUGUUAGGUCAAAGUACUAUCUCAUUUGUGGGCUGCACAGCUCAGCACUUUCUUUAUCUCACUCUAGUGGGAGCGGAAUUUUUCUUGCUGGGCCUCAUGGCCUAUGACCGCUAUGUAGCCAUCUGCAACCCUCUGAGAUACCCAGUCCUCAUGAGUCGCCGGGUCUGCUGGAUGAUCAUCGCUGGUUCUUGGUUUGGGGGCUCUUUAGAUGGAUUCCUAUUAACUCCCAUUACCAUGAGCUUCCCCUUCUGCAACUCCCGGGAAAUUAACCACUUUUUUUGUGAGGCACCCGCAGUUCUAAAACUGGCUUGUGCAGACACGGCCCUCUAUGAGACAGUGAUGUACGUAUGCUGUGUUUUGAUGCUACUUAUUCCUUUCUCUGUGGUCAUUGCUUCCUACACACGAAUCCUGACCGCUGUCCACCGUAUGAGUUCGGUGGAGGGGAGGAAGAAGGCGUUUGCCACCUGCUCAUCGCACAUGAUGGUGGUGACCUUGUUCUAUGGAGCUGCUAUGUAUACCUACAUGCUGCCACACUCUUACCACAGACCAUCACAAGACAAAGUCUUCUCCGUCUUCUAUACCAUCCUCACACCCAUGCUGAACCCACUCAUCUAUAGCUUGAGAAACAAGGAUGUGACCGGAGCUUUGAAGAGGGCACUGGACAUGCUCAAAGGUACAAAAAGAGUUUCAGGGGAUGAUUUUUGA
This is a messenger RNA of Erinaceus europaeus (western European hedgehog), 1055 nucleotides long. Its product is annotated as olfactory receptor 2T1. The record is from RefSeq and is a predicted model, not a curated record. NCBI's taxonomy places the organism in Eukaryota, Metazoa, Chordata, Mammalia, Eulipotyphla, Erinaceidae. Gene Ontology annotation, cellular component: membrane. Gene Ontology annotation, biological process: G protein-coupled receptor signaling pathway. Gene Ontology annotation, molecular function: olfactory receptor activity; G protein-coupled receptor activity. The transcript has a single exon. Bases 99 to 1055 code for a protein of 318 amino acids.